AUGACAGCGGAAAAGAGAGCAGAAGACCCAUGGGCAGACCGUGAGGUCGCUAGCUGGAAGUCGGACCGGGAGUUCACCAUUGGUGAUACUCGUUUCGUCACUAGGCCAACUGAUCACCACUCCCAGUGGUUUCCGAAAGCAUUGGUUACUGUCGUCAAAAUAGCCCCCGGCGAUGUCAUUGAUGCGGGAUACCUCAAGUCACGUAUACAGCAGUAUACACAUGAUUGCGACGUCUUCAGGCAGGACUUUUUGCAUUGUGUCCAGUUCUCGGGUGCAUGCAGAGAGGACAUUGACUUACAAGAGGACGCAAAAGCACAGCUUCAGGCGUGGGGAAAUUCCUGGGUAAAGUUUACACCCACGAAUGCGACGACUGAAGAUCCUCCAUCUGGACCAUACGUCGCGCUGCACGAGCGGAUGCAACAAGUUUGGCGAGUGUAUGACGACGACGCAAAAGCUUUCUUGGUCGCGACCUGGCCUUCCGAACAUGACAGAGAACGGUAUGAGAGCAAUGGCCUGGCAGGAAGAGCUUUCGCGUCACUGGGAGUAGCCGUUCCCUCACGACUGUACUUCACCAAGUCUAAGGAAAAACCACUGGACGGCGUUCGGAUAGCGAUCAAGGACAUGUACCAUCUCAACGGACUUCGGACAUCCGUCUGCAAUCGAGCAUACCAUGAUCUCUACCCCCCACAGAGUGAGACUGCCGAGUGCGUUCGAACGCUGCUUUCUUUAGGAGCUAUAGUUGUCGGAAAGACCCACUUGAGCUCUUUCGCAUGGAAGGAAGAGCCAACAGAGUGUGUUGAGUACCUCGCGCCUUUCAAUCCACGAGGCGAUGGGUACCAGUCUCCGGCGGGAAGUAGCAGUGGGAGCGGAGCAGCUAUCGCUUCCUAUGAUUGGCUCGAUUUCACGCUUGGUACCGAUACGACUGGAAGCGGAAGACGACCGGCUCUUUGGAACGGCUGUUUUGCUCUGAGACCUUCUGAGGCCAAACUAUCCUCCAAGGAUAUGGUCUUGACGUGCCCUCAAUUCGAUUCGCCAUCUCUCUUCGGUCGUGAUAUCCAUGCCUUCAACAGUCUCGUUCAGUCGUGGUACGGAGCGUCUAUCAAGAGCCAAGACCGGUCGAACCGUCCAUGGAGAAUUGUGUAUCCACUAGACUUCCUGCCAUUGGGCAACACUGAUCAGAUGGCUGUAUUUGAUGAGUUUGUUGACGAUUUGGCGGCAUAUCUCAAAGUCGAAACCGAGAAAUUCUCCAUCGCCAAGAAAUGGGAGCUAUCUCCACCUGUGGAAGAAAAGAACGUGGCGAAGUACAUGGAAAAUGUCCAGGAACACGGCUUCUACUACGAGCUGUAUCAUUGUUUCGAAAAAUUCCGAGAAGACUACAGAAAGCAGCACGACAAAGAGCCAUUUACUACCAUGUCCGUGAAGGGGGUAUGGGAUGUUGGGAGGCUUAUCGACGAGUCCCAAAAGGAUAGGGCCUGGCAGCGGUACGAAGUGUACAAAGAUUGGUUCAUCGAGAACAUCAUCCGCCCAGAUGAUACGAGGACCAUCAUAGUAUUGCCUAUCGAGGAGCUCGAGCCGCGCUACAGAGAUAUCCCGCCCGCACAGCCUGUCGAAGCCCCGAAAGGGAUUAGCGUCUUAUAUCUCAGUCCAACACUAGGCGCACCUGAGAUUGUGGUGCCGGCUGGGCAAAUUCCAUACAGCUCGCGUAUCACGGGACAGAAAGAAUACCUACCUAUGGCGGUAUCUCUGCUUGGAGCUCCAGAAACGGAUUUGGAGUUGAUCGAGAUGACUGAACGCUUCCUCAAACAUGUGGGAAGGUCUACCCGGGUACGCACGGGAAAGACGAUGUUCGGUGACAAGGAGAGAUGA
This is a messenger RNA of Alternaria infectoria, 1866 nucleotides long. RefSeq lists its product as uncharacterized. The transcript has 7 exons. Bases 1 to 1866 code for a protein of 621 amino acids. Lineage: Eukaryota; Fungi; Ascomycota; Dothideomycetes; Pleosporales; Pleosporaceae. The record is from RefSeq and is a predicted model, not a curated record.